CUCUCUCUUUCGCUUUCACAAGCAUACAAAUACACAAACUGCCGACUUGUUUUCAUCAAAUUCUCUUUCAUUGACUCCAUUUAAGUUCAACUCUGUUUCUCUCUCCCUCUCUCCGUGGAAUUAAUGGAGAAAACCGGAGGUGACUGGAAAGAGAAACAGGUAAUACAAUAUCACUCUUUAUCGGAACGGAAAACUCCACCGGAAGACGUCAAGCUCGCUGCAAUCGCCGUUAGCCUGAAUAUACGUUUGAGAUCAGCCGACAUGGCUAUCCCUAUGCAAGAGCGUGCCCUUUGUCUCACCAGAUCGCUCAUCGAUUCUUCCUCUUCGCGUCGUCCUAAUCUCACUCUUCUCGCUCGUUCUCUCAAAAAGGAGUUUGAUCGGUGGUACGGACCGGCAUGGCACUGUGUAGCGGGGAAGAGUUUCGGGUCGUUUGUGACGCACUCGCCGGGAGGAUUUUUGUAUUUCUCUGUGGAUUCCUACUCUUUUCUUCUAUUCAAAACAGAGGUUCAUUUGAUUUGCAACGAUCUUCCGCCGCCUUGCCGUCGGUGAAUUUCUCCGUUUUACAUUCGGAACACUUGAAAAUCGUAUCAAGUUAACCGAUAGUUUCAGGUGAACUUUUUUUGAAAAUUGACAAAACAUUUGCCGCUUUGAGUUCGAUUACUUUAUAAAUCUCCUUUCCACUUCCAUUAUUACGCCAGAUUCUGCUUGUAAUUAAUGAUCAUACACGCUACAGUUGUGAUUCAUGUAAAUGGAAAAAAAAAACACAAUUGCUAUUUUCUAAUGGAGAUGUUAGGGUUUGAAUUUGAACUUC
Lactuca sativa (garden lettuce) is the source of this 811-nucleotide messenger RNA. The record is from RefSeq and is a predicted model, not a curated record. Lineage: Eukaryota; Viridiplantae; Streptophyta; Magnoliopsida; Asterales; Asteraceae.